AUGAAGUAUGACAUAAAAUACACCAAAGCUUGUUUUUUCUUUGUUGUAUUGCAGUUUCUGAGGCAGGUGAGUAGUAUGAUCAGUGGGGAAGGGGAGUGGGUGCUGAUCACAACGUUCCAUCUCCGUUUCAUCCGAAAACAUUCUCUUUCGCUCCAGUCAGCAGUGUACUUUGAUACAAUUUUCAGUCAGAAGACCUAAAAUAGACGCUUCAUAGGUCAUUAAACUCUUAUGUGUUUGUCUUCUUCUUUACGUUUUCCAUGUAUGCUUGGCUAAUUACACCCUCUUCAUCACAAAAUGUGAAGUUGAAUGUAUACUCACUCUACCUUUGUAAAUUGAGGGUGCUAGGACAUUGCCGGCUCUACCGCCUCUGAGUUUCAGUAAAAUAAUUAUUGUUCAUAGCUUUCACUUCAUAAAACACACUUUUCAUUUACGUACAUGGUUAUUCAUGGUAUACCAUAAUCAGGCCUUGGUCUGUCAUCAUAAUUGUCAUUAAAGAUUAAUGUAUGUAGGUUUAAAAUAGAGAAAUUUUAAGAACGCCAAUAACCUAAAAAAUCACCAUUUUUUGCUUUUGUGCCAUUUAUUUUGCAUGCCAUGUUAAACGGAAUAAUUUAUUGGCUAAAAAAUAGUUUAGCUCCAAGUUGCAAGUUGGUGUUUGCGUGUGUUAAAUCGUUUCAUUAGUUUCAAGUCGAUAAUUCUUUGCCUGCUUUGAAUGCUGGGCGUUUCGUUUCUGCUCUUUUAGGAUUUCAAAUUACCAGCGUGCGCCCAUGUUUAUUUUUGCCAAGCUUGAUGGGAAAUUAUGACGUGAUUGCGUGGUUGGACGUUUUAAAAAUACAGCAUUGCGUCAAUUUAGAUAUAUAAGUGCUUCUUAUAGUUUCUAAUUCGUAGUCCGGUUGAAAAUGUACAGUUGCAACGAGAAAUCUUCAUCUGUAGACUCCAUAUUGAAAUAUCUGACCGUGCAAUGACGUCAUAGAUUACCGUAAAGUAAACAUGGUAAUGCCCAAGUGAUUUAAACUGAAAACCGGACACUUCGUAUUCAAACCACUUACAGAGAUAUUGACUUAAAACCUCGGGACCAGUUCAAGAGAACCAUUAGGUCUACUUUAGAGCGUAAACUGCUUUUCAGCCAAGAUUUCCUUUGAUAAUGGUAACAAUUUUUUCUAGGUUAUGGGUGACAGCAGAGUAACCGGCACUUACAAACCAUUUCCACACCUGGGCCAAUUCAUAGAGCAAAUUUUUCCGGCUGAUUCCUACUCAGUUUCUCCCACCCUCCAUCGUUUAGCGAGUGAAGGAAAUGAGACUGAGCUCAUUGACUUGAUCAACAAUGGAGGUGACGUCAAUGAAGAGGACAAUGAUGGGUUCACAGCUCUUUAUCAUGCUGUAGAUGGAGGGCACGCAAAAGUUAUUGAAAUCUUAUUGCAAAAUGGUGCACACGUCAUUGGAAAACAUAGCCUUUUGCACAAUGUCCGAGAUUUAAAGUCUGCCCAAUUACUAUUUCAAGCUAAGGCUAACCUAAAUGGUCGUGAUAAAUUUGGAUACUCUCCAUUACAAACAGCAAUAAGGAAAGGCAAACACGAGCUUGUAGAAUUUUUCUUGUCAGUUGGUGCCGAUGUUCUAUAUACCAAUGCCAAGGGAGAGACUCCACUUCACACACUCUGUUCAUCAUUUAUGGAAAAGCCACACGACGAAAAACUAACUCAAAAACUGAUUGAAAUGGGAGCGAAUGUAAAUUCGAAAGAUUCCCAGGGCAGGUCGCCAUUACAUUUGGCUGUCAUGAAUUAUCACCUCGAGAAAGGACAAACAGUGAACAUUCUGAUAAAAGCUGGAGCAUCUGUAACAGAUUUAGAUCUGCAGGGAAUGAAUCCAAUUCAUCAUCUCGUCGAGGAAAACAGACCUCUUUCAGAAGAUGAUAACAAGUUGUUCUUAGAAUACAUCAAACUCCUAGUCAUUCAUGAUAGUGCAGCUAAUUCCAAGGAUGCCAUUGGUCAAACCGUCCUGCAUUUAGCAAUACCUGCGCGAGCGCCAUUGCAAGUUUUGGAAUACCUUGUACAAAAAGGAUGUGUACCCACCACUGUAGACGGUCGUAAACGCAGUUUACUGCAUUGUAUUGUAGACCGAGAUGGACAUGACGUCAUUGAUAUUUUAACCUUCUUAUUGGACAAGGAACUUGAUAUCAAUUGUCCUGAUACGUGGGGACAGACAGUCUUGCAUUAUGCUAUCGAGAAGGACAAGAAGGAACUUUUUAAAGCGUUAGUUGAACGUGGAGCAGACGUGAACGUGAAAGAUUCCGUAGGCAGACAACCAUUACAUAUUGCAGCGGAGAGGGGGUCUGACGUCAUUUGCAAUUCUCUAAUCAAACUAGGGGCAAAUAUCAACGCACAAGACAAAUAUCAGUCCACACCACUCCAUUUUGCAGCGUGGAGCAACAAGGCUUCUGUUGCAGAUGUUUUAAUCAAAGCAGGAUGUGAUGUUGAACUCCGCGAUGCAUGUGAACAAACAGCGGAAGAGCUGGCGAAAUUUUGGUCCAGUCUCGAUUUUCUGCAGAUAAUGCAUGACAAAGACGGAAGUUAUAAACUUGAAUUGGAACAACGAAAGAAACUGUUAGCAAAACAUGGCAGCGAGUUUUUGCAGCUUGAAACUUUUCAAGACAUCAUCAGUCCUAGCGAGGAAUCGUUACGAAUGUCGGGCACUUUGAAUGAAUAUUUAAACUGCUUAAUUUCCACACCGGGAAUAGGGACAGUUUUUGAAGAUCCCGAAGCGGGAGAAAUCCGGGAUGUUUUAGACAGAUUUGCGACAAAUGUGGUAAAGCGUAUAGCAGACAAUCAUCCAAAAAUGCGCUGUACUCUGUACCACGCAGGUAGUUCAUCAGAAGGAACCAAGACAAAAUAUCCAGAUGAGUUUGACUAUGUUGUCUGCCUCGAUGAACUGAGUGAAAAUAUUUAUCCAGAACAUGAAACCGAGGACAUUCGCGAAUUUGUUCAACUCUUUCCAGAUAGAGAAGCAAAUGACAAAGUAAAAGAGGUAUUAGAGAAGGGGGUAGAUUAUGAAGAAACUUCAUCAUCAGUGUCAAAUUACACUCAAAUCUUUCUGAAAAAUCACACAAGCUACGAGUACUCAGAGUUUACUGAAGACCUGGGACCGAAAGCGAUUUCAAAUUGCAUGAUGUUUAAUCUAUUCGCACAGCAACUAUCCAAUAUCGUUUUCGAUGAAAGGUUCCCAAAAGAUGAACGCUUGGUAAUAAAGGACGUCACCAAUGACCCCAAGUUCUUCCUUUUGUGGAAAGGAUCGAGAUAUAAAACUCUGGCAAUCGAAGUUGAUUUUGUCCCCGCAGUUCGUCUUCCUUCUUGGCCAGACAAUUUUCGAAUCCAGUCUCCACUCCUUGUUCCAGAUUUUUUACAGCUUCCCUGUCUCGCUGUUCCAAAACUGACGAGUCAAGACGAUGACGGACUUUGGAGAUGUUCUCUGUGUCUUGUUGAGACUGCUAUUAUGAAAAGAUGCCUUCAUCGAAUUCGAAAUAGCUACAUAGCUGCCAAGUCGCUGAUCAGCUCUGCUAUUUGUCCCUUUGUUAGCUUUGAGGAGUAUAGAGACGCGAAGAUGCAGUAUGUAAGUGAACAUGACAGUUUGUCUUCCGAUGAGGACCCUGUUCUGUUUGAAACCGUCGAAGGUAUUUUGCCAUCAUAUAUACUAAAAAUGGCCCUCUUCUACUCCAUAGAAGAAAAAGCAACGAAGGAUGGAGUGGAAACUGUCUUUCGUGAAUUCGAGCAAUACACUCAACGGUCAGAAAAUGCUUCGGAUGUUGCGUCGAGUGAAGAACCUGACCCAGAAAUAGUUAAGGACAUAUUCAUGAAAUGUAAUGAUUGGCUUUCGAAUUAG
Porites evermanni is the source of this 3870-nucleotide messenger RNA. NCBI's taxonomy places the organism in Eukaryota, Metazoa, Cnidaria, Anthozoa, Scleractinia, Poritidae. The record is from the annotation of a GenBank genome assembly.